This is a messenger RNA of Rosa rugosa (rugosa rose), 2709 nucleotides long. Its product is annotated as acylamino-acid-releasing enzyme. The record is from RefSeq and is a predicted model, not a curated record. The transcript is spliced from 18 exons. Bases 79 to 2547 code for a protein of 822 amino acids. Gene Ontology annotation, biological process: proteolysis. Gene Ontology annotation, molecular function: serine-type endopeptidase activity. Lineage: Eukaryota; Viridiplantae; Streptophyta; Magnoliopsida; Rosales; Rosaceae.
AUAAAGGUUGGUCUUAAAUUUUGGUCCUAUCAAAUUCCUAGCAAUACAUGCUGGUACUGCAUAGAAAAUGAGUCAGCAAUGGGCAGUAUAGUCGUACUGAGCGAAGCCAAUGCCUCUUUGAAUUGGUGCGUCAACGCCCUUCUUCCAAGAUACCCUCCUUCCCCUCCUAUUAUAUCUCACCUUUCGUCCACUCCCAGACUCUUUCGCUCUCUUCUCUCUACUAAAAGAUUCUCAACCAUGGAUGGUUCUAAAGCUAGCGCAUUGAACGAGAUGCCUCUUGGAAUAGAUGAAACUACUGAGGAAGAAUAUGCUUCGCAGUCUAGGUUACUUCAAGAAUUCCAUAGUAUAUCCAGCAUUGACAAGGCAUGGAUAAAACCUGGAAGUGGAAAUGGCUCCCAGGCAAUGUUUUCAUUUAGUCAACCAAAUCUCUUGGCAAACAAGAUGAGGAAAUUUAUUUUAUCAUCUCAUAUUUUGAAAGAAAGUAGCAACUCGGUAAACUUCCAAUGGGGCCCAUUUCCUGUUGAGAUGACGGGAGUCUCUGUAAUUGUUCCAUCACCAUCAGGUGCAAAGCUUCUUGUAGUUCGUAAUCCUGAAAACGACUCUCCCUGUCAAUUUGAAAUUUGGGGUCCGGCUCAAGUCGAGAAGGAAUUCCAUAUUCCCCAAUCUGUUCAUGGCUCGGUAUAUGCUGAUGGCUGGUUUCAGGGAAUUUCUUGGAACUCUGAUGAAACUCUCAUCGCUUAUGUUGCUGAGGAACCAUCUCCCUCCAAGCCGACAUUUACAUGGCAGGGCUACAAGAAAGGUGGUUCCACUGAUAAGGAUGUUGGCAACUGGAAAGGCCAAGGGGAUUGGAUGGAGGAUUGGGGGGAAACUUAUGCUGGAAAAAGGCAGCCUGCACUUUUUGUCAUAAAUGUUAACAGUGGAGAGACACGAGCUGUUAAAGGAAUUGAAAAGCAUUUGAGUGUUGGCCAAGUUGUGUGGGCCCCACCAAUUAGUGGAUCCCAUCAAUAUUUGGUUUUUGUUGGGUGGUCAGCAGAUACCAGAAAGCUUGGUAUCAAGUACUGUUAUAACAGGCCCUGUGCAUUGUAUGCUGUUAAGGCACCACUUCAUGAAUCAGAAGCUGAUGGGCCAGAAAUCAAAGAUAGUUCAACUGAAGGUUGUCCUGUGGUAAAUCUAACUCAAAGCAUUAGUAGUGCUUUCUUUCCACGAUUCAGCCCAGAUGGAAAAUUGCUUUUGUUUUUAUCUGCAAAAAGUUCUGUGGAUUCUGGGGCCCAUUCUGCAACAGAUUCUCUUCACAAAAUUGAUUGGCCAGUGGAUGGAGUGCCAUGCUCGUCUGCGGAAGUUGUUGAUGUGAUUCCUGUUGUAAUGUGUGCGGAUGAUGGCUGCUUCCCUGGCCUUUACUGUUCAAGUUUCCUCACUAAUCCAUGGCUUUCUGAUGGAUGCACGAUGAUUAUAUCUUCCUUCUGGGGCAGCUGUCAAGUGAUACUUUCUGUGAAUGUGUUGAGCGGACAAGUAUCACGCAUCAGCCCUACUGAUUCAAACUUUUCAUGGGAUGUUCUUUCACUGGAUGGGGAUAAUAUUGUUGCUGUGUCUAGCAGUCCAGUAGAUGUGCCUCACAUCAAGUAUGGUCUUCUUGAUGAUAAAGAAAGUAAAAGUACUGCAUGGAAUUGGUUAGAUGUACCAAGCCCCACAAAUGAAUGCUCUGAACAAGUUAAAUCAUUGCUCUCAUCUCUAAAAUUCAGUAUAUUGAAGAUUCCUGUCAGGGAUGUUUCUGAUUGCCUAACGAAAGGUGCUAGAAAACCUUUUGAAGCUACUUUUGUCUCUUCCAAAACUAAAAGAAGUGAUCCAUUAGUUGUAGUCCUUCAUGGUGGCCCACAUUCUGUUUAUUUGGCAAGCUUUUCAAAGUCCCUGGCUUUUCUCUCUUCAAAUGGGUUCAGUUUGUUACAUGUAAAUUAUAGAGGUUCACUGGGAUUUGGUGAGGAAGCACUUCAAUCUCUUCCAGGGAAAGUUGGCUCCCAGGAUGUAAAUGAUGUACUGGUGGCUAUUGAUCAUGUCAUUGACUUGGGACUUGCUAGGCCAUCAAAAAUUGCAGUUCUUGGUGGUUCUCAUGGUGGCUUUCUAACAACUCACUUGAUUGGCCAGGCACCAGAGAAGUUUGCUGCGGCUUGUGCAAGGAAUCCUGUCUGUAACCUUGCAUUGAUGGUUGGUACAUCAGACAUCCCUGAUUGGUGCUAUCUGGAGGCCUUUGGAAGUGAAGGUAAAAGUAUCUAUUCAGAAGCACCUUCAGCUGAGGAUCUGGCUCUUUUUCACAGCAAGUCUCCUAUUUCACAUAUUUCAAAGGUCAAAACACCCACCCUUUUUCUGUUGGGUGCAAAGGAUCUUCGUGUUCCGAUUUCCACUGGAUUGCAGUAUGCUCGGGCAUUGAAGGAAAAAGGAGUUGCUGUCAAAGUCAUUGUGUUCCCUAAUGACAUCCAUCCAAUCGACAGGCCUCAAUCCGACUUUGAGAGCUUUCUUAAUAUUGGCGUGUGGUUUAAGAAGUAUUUGUUCUAGAUGCAGAACCUUGGGAUCUUAAUGUUACUCUUUUCAGGGGAAAUUAAUACAGAUCCAUCAUGGAAGAAUUGUUUAGUAAAUUUAUGUUCAGUAUGAGGGAUCUACCCUACUUGUAACCAAAUUCUUCACCUUGAAAUAGUCUUUUUCUUUUUCUCUUUGAAA